AUGCAUGUUUUUGAAGUGGGUGAAAAGGUUACUAAGUGGACAGGUAAAAGCACUAGAGAUGGGAAUGGAUUCAAGCUUUGGUAUUCUGGAGCGCCUAAGUCGAUAAAUGGAGUAGGGAUCAUCAUGACAGAUCGACUUAAAGACUUUGUAGUACAUGUGGAAAGACACGGGGAUAGGUUGAUGUUGGUGAGAUUAGUGAUACAUGAGGAGACUAUAAACGUGAUCAGCGCGUAUGCCCCCCAGUCGGGCCGGAGUGAGGGAGAGAAGAAGAGUUUUUGGGACUCACUGGAUGAGCUCGUGAGGAGUUGCCCGGAUGACCAACGACUAGUUUUAGGAGGAGACUUAAAUGGGCAUAUAGGAGUACAGUCAGACGGCUACCCGGGUGUACACGGGGGUUUAGGAUUUGGUCGGAGGAAUGAAGAGGGACGCAUGAUAUUGGAAUUCGCUACUGCGCAUGACCUGGUAAUAGCAAACUCGUUCUUCCGAAAGAGGAAAUCUCAGCUGAUUACCUUCCAGAGAGGCCGCAAUGAAACGCAGAUCGAUUACUUCCUGGUGCGUAAGGAGACUUCAGGGCUUGUAAAGAUUGCAAGACGAGCAACCAAGACAGAGAAAGCUGUAAGGCCAAGAAUCCUUUGGAAAAACCUUAUGGGUGAAGCAGCAGAGACGUUUAGAUCGACGACCAGCGCGAGGUUCUCAUUAGAGAUUCAAAACGUCGAGCAUAUGGAUGCUGAUCAGCUGUGGACACACUUGGUAAAGGGUAUGAGGGAGACGGCAAAGGCGGUACUAGGGGAAACAAGAGGGACAAGUAGUCAGCGUAAAGGGGGUAGGGAAUCUUGGUGGAUCAGUGAAGAGGUUCAGACCAAGGUUGCGACAAAACUUAGUUGCUUUAAAGAACUUAUCAAGAGCAAGCAAAACGGGACAAAUGAGGACUGGUCCUUGGCUAGGCAGAGAUACUACGAAGCCAAGAAAGAGGCAAAGAAGAUUGUAGCUAUAGCAAAAGAAAGAGCGUACGAAGAACUGUAUAAGAAACUAGACUCCAAGGAAGGAAAAAACGAUAUAUUCAGAAUUGCUAAAGCGAGGGAGAGAAAACGUAUGGAUUUAGGAGACGUCAUCUAUAUAAAGGAUGAAAGCGGACGAAGCAUUGUGAAAGUGGAAGACAUUAGGAAAAGAUGGGAAGAGUACUUCGCCAACCUGUUUAAUAGGAGAGAGUCGGGGCGAAGUGAAGGAGGAAUCGAUCACGGUAUUCACUCAGACAUAUGUUGUGACGACGACGAUACUCCGAGGAUCAGCCAAGAGGAAGUAAGGCUCGCCCUAAAGAAGAUGGGGAGAUCAAAGCAACAGGUCCAGACCAAAUUCCUAUCGAGGGAUGGAGAUGCUUGGGAGAUGUGGGGAUAA
Molecule: messenger RNA, 1395 nt
Organism: Erigeron canadensis
Lineage: Eukaryota; Viridiplantae; Streptophyta; Magnoliopsida; Asterales; Asteraceae
Exons: 3
Coding region: 1-1395 (464 amino acids)
Biological process (GO): chromatin remodeling
Cellular component (GO): nucleus
Source: RefSeq, a predicted model, not a curated record